Messenger RNA from Aspergillus puulaauensis, 1983 nucleotides. Its product is annotated as putative pyruvate carboxylase. The record is from RefSeq and is a predicted model, not a curated record. Bases 1 to 1983 code for a protein of 660 amino acids. NCBI's taxonomy places the organism in Eukaryota, Fungi, Ascomycota, Eurotiomycetes, Eurotiales, Aspergillaceae. Gene Ontology annotation, molecular function: metal ion binding; ATP binding. The transcript is spliced from 2 exons.
AUGUCAGCCACUCGCCGGAUCCAACGAUUGCUAGUUGCAAAUAGAGGGGAAAUUGCCGUUCGCAUUCUCCAAGCUACAAGAGAGGCAUGUCCAGAGAUUGAGACAUUCGCCUUAUAUACGGAGGAUGAUCGCUCCCAUUGCGAUAUUGGGCGUCCCCAGCAUACCCUGCAAAUAGGCCCUAACGGGUACUUGGACAUCGAACUUCUCGCUCAGUUAGUUCAGCAACAUGCAAUAGAUGCCAUCCAUCCAGGAUAUGGCUUCCUCAGUGAGAGUGCGGAGUUCUCCAAAUGCAUGCAAGAUGCCGGAGUUAUGGUCAUCGGGCCUGGCUGGGAGAUCCUGGAUCGAACAGGGGACAAGCUUCGGGCAAAGCAAUUGGCAAUCGAGAACGAUGUGCCCGUCUUACCGACAUUGGAAUACAAUAUAGCCACUUCAUCAGGCUCAUCACACACUCCAGCAAACCCAGAGCAGCUCAAGGCGUUUGCUCACAAUGUUGGAUACCCCGUCAUGAUCAAGGCCGUUGAUGGUGGCGGAGGACGGGGCAUCCGGCUUGUACGUAGAGACGACGAACUAGAUAACGCAGUUCGAGCAUCUACGGCCGAGUCACCCUCACAGACAGUUUUCGUGGAGAAGGCGGCCGUGGACGGAUUUCACCACAUUGAGAUCCAAAUCAUCGCCGAUGGCAACGACGUGCAACACCUAUGGGAGCGAGAUUGCAGCGUGCAAAGACGGUUCCAAAAGAUUGUCGAGAUCGCACCAUCAGUAAUUCGUGAUCAAAACCAUGCUUUGGUGAAGAAGGUAGCAGACGCAGCUGUGCGUAUAAUGAAGGCAAUUCGAUACCAAUCUCUCGGGACCGUGGAAUUCCUAGUCAACGAGCAGCUUGGUGAAUUCUAUUUCCUAGAAAUCAACCCACGUAUCCAAGUGGAGCAUACUAUCACUGAGUCCAUCACCGGAGUAGACCUCGUCCAGUCCCAACUCCUGAUUGCUCAAGGGUACUCUCUCACUCAGCUUGGUCUGGGUGGUUGUCCAGAACCCCGUGGUCAUUCAAUCCAACUUCGACUAUGCUCGGAGGAUCCGCGCGCUAACUUCUCGCUGAGCGUGGGUAAGGUGACAGAAUUCAGCGUCCCCACUGGAAAUGGAGUUCGACUGGAUACCCAUGUCGACAUGGCAGGUCUCAGCCCCGUUGUGGUUGGCGCACAGUUCGACAACCUACUAGCCAAGAUCAUUGUUACCGGCUCACUGAGCUGGCAGGCAACAGUCCUUAAAGCACGAAGAGUGCUGGCAGAUACAAGGAUUGCAGGUGUCAAAUCCAAUCUAGACUUGCUGCGAGGGAUCAUUGGCCAGGAAAACUUCCUCAGCGGGAAUAUAGACACACAAUGGCUAGAGAAGCACCUCGACGAGGCGGUGCAGCUGGGAGACAAUAUUUCACGCUCACUGCAGACAUCCGUCCAGAUAUCCCGACCUUCUGGUGGUCUAACCAUGCCCCAGUCUAGUCUACUGUUCCGACCAGGUGAUUCAUGGUCGAUCACUCUCGAGCCUCUGGGUAGUCAGCAAAAAGAAACGCAAGAGCAGAAACAUCACCUUCAGCUAACGCGCGUGCUGCAAAAUGAUUUUCCCUCGUCCAUCUCAGCAGAGGUCGAAUAUACUACAGCUUCAGCUGCCACAGCAUAUCGCAUGAAGAUGGCAACAACGAAUACAUCCGCCUCGGCCUUGGUCUCGUCCCAUCGCCGUGGAGAUCCCCGCAACGCACGACAUAUUGUCCUUCCAUUGUCAGGCAAACUGAUUGAAAUCCUCGUGGCACCCGGUGAUAUUGUGGAAGAGAAUCAAGUUGUCGCCUUUAUUAAACAGAUGAAAAUGGAACUUGAGGUCAGAAGCCCACGGACUGGGCGCGCACAGUGGGUAUUCGAAAUGGAGGAGGAAGAGGAGGACGUGGCUGAAGGAAUUCUCCUAGUUGAGCUAGAAGAAGAACUGCGAGGGAAGCUUUAG